Messenger RNA from Toxoplasma gondii ME49, 2280 nucleotides. RefSeq lists its product as hypothetical. The transcript has a single exon. The record is from RefSeq and is a predicted model, not a curated record. The coding region runs from base 1795 to 2280 and encodes 161 amino acids. NCBI's taxonomy places the organism in Eukaryota, Apicomplexa, Conoidasida, Eucoccidiorida, Sarcocystidae.
AAACAUCUCGACGUCUGGAGCGAUCAUAGCAUUUGAGACAAUACUUUUUCGGUUUUCAGGAAGUAUUCCGAGUCAGUCGCGUUUUUUACACAACGAAGUCUAUUGACUGAGCAGUGCGUCGUGUUCCCAGCAUCCGACACCACACGGAUGUAGGCUUGGUGGUUUCUGAAGCGAGCCUACCACUAGAAGCGUUCGAUAGAAAGUAUGCUGUCAGAGAAGUUUCCGUUGCUCAUCGAAGAUGCCCGUGCUAUUUACGGGCGUGAGUGUAAGCAUUCUUCCCUCGGGUCAGUGCGCUUGUAAACGUAUUCACUACCAAGAUGCUGAUUACAGAACGGCCAAUUCCAGACUGGCGGAAUCCAACAGGCACUAAAACGGGUUGUUUCUUUUUGCGAGGAGGUAAUUUACAGUGAUUUAGCUGCGUGAGAUGUUCCCCGAGGCAAACACUGGACCUCCCUUUUGCAGCAGAACUGAAGGCGAACGGACUAUCUGAUGACUUUCCGCUUCGGUCAGUACUGCAGUUCCUCGAUGCGUGAAUGACUGACAGUGGUAAACGUUUUGUGUGCUAUCGUUUACGGUCGCCUAAUGGAACAAAUGCUCUCUAACUCCUCCGAGCAUGCAUUCUUUCCACCUGUAGGAGGUUAGUUAUUUUUGCUUUCAACUUCAGCUGAGACCGAAGAUAAGAAACGGUUUUGAGGGUCGUUCCCUCUGCAAGGAUAUAGCUAAACAGAAACGUUUGCUGGUUUUUGUUCACUAUGCUUCGUUCUUGUCGGUGUGGUCAAUACUUUUUUUUUCUCCUCCAUAGAAAUGAACAGCGUGUGUGGCCUCUGAGUGACAUGUGGAUGCAUUUAAAAACGUUUGUGGUUUUUGCUAGAACGUAAGGACAACAACGAAGCACGCUAGUGCUGCCGAACGUACUUUGCGGGGACCCACAUCCGGCAGCGUGUUCGGCUUGGAAACAGCUGUUAGAGCGUUAGCAAGAAGGUUUCACGCAGGGAACGAACGAAGAAAAGCUCUGCUGCGUUGACUCAGCGUCUUUGACUUGAGUCGUUCCAGUGCUUCGCUUUUGAUUUCUUCUUUGAUUCUAGCCCUUCACGUUUUUCUUCAACAGCGUCCACCUCACUGUAGCGGACCGUUGACAGACGCUGUGGUCGGAGAAUGAGACAAAUUUUGCUGGUUUGGCGCGUUCGGCUACCACGACAGAUUCACGCUUGAACCGUCUGGUUCCCUCUCUCCUUCUUGACUGCAUCGACUGCCUAUAGUUAUUUCUGUAACGGCGGUGCUUGGAUGAUGAUAUGCUCGGGACAUUCAACUGUCCAAACUCGGCCAGGCACAAAGCGGUUUCUGUUCGUCCAUGGUGAAAUCACGAAGAAGACAUCGAUGCUUUGCCACCAGCAACAGGAAUGUGCCGUUUUUCCUUUCACUAUAAUUUCCCAUAGUUCUUCGUGUAUGUGCUCGCUGGAAUUCCUGCGCCAUAGCGACUGCUUUAAAGUGUUCCAUGGUGUACUACACCCUCUACCCGCUGCCGUAUCACAACGACACGUGCGGCAUUUGCGAAUGUUUUUGACAGCAUGCCAUAUAACACGUCGCUGAUCUCGAGGAAUUGGUUUCUACGAUCUUUCCGCUCUUCUUACCGGGUUCGUCGACUUUGGGUAUCUUUGCCAUACUGAAGCUCCGUCCUUGUCUACGCUUCCGUAGAACUGUUCCUUUGGGUCGCGAAAACGUGUGAAAAGCGACCCAUCCGUUUUAUGUAGUGCUCUGACGAAAUCUGAGACCCGAAACCUAAAUGUAGGCAGCAUGUCUCCAUCGUACUAUGUGUUCAGCAGCUCUGUCUUUCUGGAGCUUUUGUUUCUCAUAGAUCGCCUGCUCGUCAACUGGCUAGGUCCCGUUCUAUAUGCGUUCCUACUGUUCUACAAGUACUAUGCCUGUGAACUCGCUCUCCACCUACUUCCUGCCGACAUUGUCUUUUACAUAUCUUUCUUCUACGUGAACCGAACUAGGCUCGCCGCAGGGUCCGCAGGAAACAAGUCUGGCUCGGCAAGUCUCAUCUUCUGGUUCUGGACACUGUCGCCGUUCUCUCUCGCGGCCCACGUUUACAGCUUCGCAGGACUCCCCCUCGUUCUUACUGUGGAUAUCCUUUUUACCGCUUUGGCUCUGAGUGUCUUUCUUCUUCAGAUCAUUUGGUCCGUUGUUAUAUUCCUGCUUUCGAAUACCGACGUGGAAACCGAGUCACCAAUAGGCUCGUCGUACGACAUUGCGUACGCUGCUGCGCAGCACCACUAA